Chenopodium quinoa (quinoa) is the source of this 2385-nucleotide messenger RNA. Its product is annotated as U-box domain-containing protein 9-like. The record is from RefSeq and is a predicted model, not a curated record. Gene Ontology annotation, molecular function: ubiquitin-protein transferase activity; protein binding. Lineage: Eukaryota; Viridiplantae; Streptophyta; Magnoliopsida; Caryophyllales; Amaranthaceae. Bases 521 to 1990 code for a protein of 489 amino acids. Gene Ontology annotation, biological process: protein ubiquitination. Gene Ontology annotation, cellular component: nucleus; cytoplasm. The transcript is spliced from 2 exons.
AAGAGAGAGAAAACAAGAGAGAGUGAUGUCAUCAUCUUAAGUGAGAGAGUGUAGGAGACGAGUCGACUCACUCACUCUCUAUCUCCUCCGCGUUAAAGCCAGCUGGUCUCUCCUGUGGAUUCCUUGGUGGCGUGCAUUGUGGAGCUUUUGGGUCCCAUUUUUCUUUCUCUCUCCUCCAAAUAAUAUUUUUAAUUUUUUUAUUUAAUUUUCCUUUUUUUUUGUAGGAAUUAUUUAAUUUUCCUUUUUUCUUUUUCUUUUUACUAUUUAUUAUUCCCACCUUCUUCACUCUGCCUUUCCUCGUGCCCCCAUUCCUUAACUCACUACACUCUCUCUUUUUUCUCCCCCCCCCCAAAAAAAAAAAAACAAUUGUUUUCUUGUAUAGUUGAAUUUUAAUUUUUAUAAAUUCUACAAAAUUACUCACCAAGAUUAAAUUUUGAUGAACACCCAAUUCAAUUGGGUGUGAGAUUCGAUCUGGGUUUCAAUUUUUUUUUUUUUUAAAAAAAGCGAAAUUUAAUUUUGGAUGGCAAAAACAGGGGUAGUUUCAGAGGGAGAUACAAUUAGGGUAAAUGAGUUGAAAAAAGAGCUUAGAUUAUUAGUUAAAACUAUAUUAGAAGAAGAAGAUCACAUUAAUCAUCUUAAUUAUAAUGAUAGUAAUGAUGAUUAUUGUGUUUCAAAUUCAAGUAAUUCGUCUUCUUCAUCUGUUGUUGACGCCAUUGAUAAAGCAAAAGAUGUUCUUUCUGCUUUAAAAGAGGCUAAAUUGAAGAAAACGACGUCGUCUUUGCGUUUACAUGAUGGGUCUUUCUCUUCUUGUCCUUCUGAGUUUCGUUGUCCUCUCUCUAAACAACUCAUGCGAGAUCCUGUUAUCAUCUCUACUGGCCAGACUUAUGACAGACCGUUCAUCCAGAAGUGGCUGAAAGCAGGACAUAGGGUAUGUCCAAUUACGCAACAAGUACUCUCACACUCGCUCCUAACAACAAAUUUUUUGGUUAGGGAAAUGAUCAAUCAAUGGUGUGAAAGCCGGGGGAUAGAGAAUCCCGAAACUGUUGGGUAUGUAAAUGAGGAAGGAGCCACUGAGGCUGAUCGAGACUAUUUUUCUGCUUUGCUUGAUAAAAUGUCCAAGUCCAUUGGGGAGCAAAAGGCAGCAGCCAAAGAACUCCGACUCCUUACCAAGCGGAUGCCCUCAUUUCGUGCACUUUUUGGUGAAUCAACUGAGGCUAUACCUCGGUUGUUAAAACCCUUGACACAAAGGCGAGGAUCCUUUUCAUCAGGGAGUAAUGAGAUGACUCUCCCUGAUCUCCAAGAGGACUUGAUUACAACUCUAUUGAACAUAUCGAUCCAUGAUAGCAACAAGAAGGUUGUUGCAGAGUCACCUAUGGUGAUUACAAUACUAGUAGAUGCAUUACAAUGUGGAACACCGGAAACAAGGAGCAAUGCAGCUGCGGCCCUCUUCACACUGUCUGCCCUUGACUCGAACAAGGUCCUAAUCGGGAAAUCUGGUGCAUUAAAACCUUUGAUAGAACUUUUAGACGAAGGACAUCCAAUGGCAGUGAAGGAUGCUGCCUCGGCUAUAUUCAACCUAUGCAUUAUUAAAGAAAAUAAGACAAUGGUCGUCCGUGAAGGAGCAGUUCAGGUGAUUUUCAAGAAGAUCAAGAAUGGGGUACUCAUCGAUGAGUUGUUGGCAAUUCUAGCAAUGCUAUCAACUCAUCAAAGGGCCGUGGAGGAGCUGUCUGAUCUCGGGGCAGUCCCAUGUUUACUAAGCAUAAUGAGGGAAAGCUCUUGUGCUCGAAACAGGGAGAAUUGCAUCGCCAUCCUCUAUACAAUAUGCGUGAAUGAUAGGUCUAAGUUGAGAGAGUUGCGCGAAGAGGAGCGCGUGUAUGGGACAUUGUCACAGCUUGCACAAGACGGGACUUCAAGGGCCAAGAGAAAAGCUAGUGGCAUACUUGAUAGAUUAAACAGAGCUUUUAAUCACACCCACACUCAUACUGCUUGAUCAUUAGACCAUAAAACAAUACCAAACUCAACAACUUGUAUGUAAAUUUUGUACCUUCUCCUAAAAUCUUUGGUUUUUCACCUUUUUUUUUUUUUUUUUUUUUUCUUUGUAAAUUCUUGGAUUUCUUUCUUGUUUUUUGGGUUUUUAUUUUUAAUCUUAGGUUAAGCAAUGAGCUAUAUAAUCUGUGAAUAAAAUAAAGAAACAAAUAAGAGAGUAUUAUGUCUACAAAAACUAAAUAUCUCUGACAAGGUAGCACUAUUUAUGUUUUAUGUGGCAGUUUUGGUUUACUCCUUUGUAUUUUUCCUUUGAAGUAGCUAAAUAUUGAAUAUUGACAGUUGUCCUUUUGUUCUAUCUAUAAACAAGUGUACCUCAUUUAAGCAUUCUUGAGGGUUUUU